This is a messenger RNA of Trichomonas vaginalis G3, 564 nucleotides long. RefSeq lists its product as uncharacterized. NCBI's taxonomy places the organism in Eukaryota, Parabasalia, Trichomonadida, Trichomonadidae. The transcript has a single exon. Bases 1 to 564 code for a protein of 187 amino acids. The record is from RefSeq and is a predicted model, not a curated record.
AUGCUUAUUCUUUUCUUUAUAAAAUCUUUAGAAACAUGGGAUAAUUAUAGCGCACCUAACUAUAAGUAUGGUGCUACAUUAAACAACGAUCAUUUUGGCCCGCAAUAUAAGAUAUUAGCCGAUGAAUCUUUGGAUGAUUCUUCAUCGUCUUCGUCUUCAUCAUCAUCUUCAUCAUCUGAAGAUAUAGAAACACCUCCACCAACUCCUACAGCUUCCCUUCAUCCAACUCCUACAGCUACACCAACACCAAGAACUCCUUCUCCUACUGAAUCAACACCAUCUCCUUCUCGAACUAUCAGCCCUUCUAGAAGCAUUUCUCCAUCACCGUCAAUAAGUUUAAUUCCGACACCUGCUGAAACAACACCUGCAAAUACACCAACAGAAUCUCAAACACCAAUUAUUACGUUUAACCCUAUUCAGUAUCCUGACUCUUCGCCUGUAUUUACGCUAUUUCUAAUAAUCUUCGGUGGUGUAGUACUUGUUAUAGCUGCUGUAGCAUUGAUAUUCAUAUUUUCUCAAUUUGGUGAUGCUAUGGCACCACUUCUAGCUGAUGUCGAACUUUAA